Messenger RNA from Oncorhynchus masou masou (cherry salmon), 4647 nucleotides. RefSeq names its product phosphoglucomutase 2-like 1 (gene pgm2l1). Bases 636 to 2486 code for a protein of 616 amino acids. Gene Ontology annotation, biological process: carbohydrate metabolic process. Gene Ontology annotation, molecular function: magnesium ion binding; intramolecular phosphotransferase activity; glucose-1,6-bisphosphate synthase activity. Lineage: Eukaryota; Metazoa; Chordata; Actinopteri; Salmoniformes; Salmonidae. The transcript has 14 exons. Gene Ontology annotation, cellular component: nucleus. The record is from RefSeq and is a predicted model, not a curated record.
AUAACCUCACUGCUAACCUUAUGCCAAACCCUAACCACAAAUUAAGACCAAAUAUAUAUAUAUAUAUAUAUUUUGAUGACUUUUUACGACAUAUCCAAUUUGGACUUGGUGGCUGUGGUAACUAGUCCCAACCUCAGUCUACGAACUAGUUUAACAUAAUAAAGACAACUUGAGUGCCAAGAUAUGACAAGCCUGGUAAGGAUGGGUCAGUAUGUUGCUACGCUUGAUAACUAGUUAUAACUAGCUAGCGUGCUGUUUUCAAGUGUGAUCACGCCAUCCAGAUGUCCACUGCGGAUGAUAACAUGGUACUACUACUAGUAGCUAGCUAGCUCGAUCGCUCAACAACACCACUCUGCGCGUCCAGCUAACGUUAGCGAGCUAGCGUCAUAACGGUUUGUUAGAAAAUACAUUUAUUUUCUUAUCUUCUGUUAGCUAGCUAUAUCUGUUUGCUGAGUUUCGGUAGCCAAAGCAAACACUCACACACAGACAACGUCAAGACCGAUACGAUAGUUAGGGACGUUAUGUCCUGCCUGGCCUAUUGCUAGCUUGUGAGUUUGCUAGUUUUGUAAACUAACGUUGGUUAACGUUAGCUACGUAGUUAGCUAGCUUGAUGUUUUGCUGCACAAUAUCUUACUAUGGAGAACAACGGAGACCUGGACCUAAAUUGCCAUGCAACUGGGGACGUGCGACUUGAUAAGGCUAUUUACCAAUGGAUAACGUGGGAUAAGAAUCCACAGACCAGAGCUCAGAUAGAGGCCCUUUUGCUGGAUGGGCAAGUUGAGGAGCUGAGGCGUAGGCUCUGCUCCAGGAUGGCGUUUGGGACGGCAGGGCUGAGGGCAGCCAUGGGUGCAGGCUUUGCCCUCAUUAAUGAUCUGACCAUCAUCCAGUCCACACAGGGUAUGUACAAAUACCUGGCCAGGUCUUUCCCCGACUUCGGUAGCCGUGGCAUAGUGGUUGGAUACGACACGCGAGCGCAGGAGGCCAGUGGUUGCACCAGUGAACGACUUGCCCGGUUGACUGCAGCUGUGAUGCUUUGUAAAGAUAUUCCUGUGUUUCUUUUCUCCACAUAUGUCCCAACUCCCUUUGUGCCAUAUGCUGUAAAAAGGCUGGGCGCUGCAGCUGGUGUGAUGGUCACUGCCUCUCACAACCCUAAAGAGGACAAUGGAUACAAGGUUUACUGGCACAAUGGAGCUCAGAUCUCUUCUCCUAAUGACAAGGAAAUCCUGAAGUGCAUUGAAGAGAGCUUAGAGCCAUGGAGCGAGUCCUGGAACGAGAGUUUGGCAGACAACAGUCCACUGAGGAGCGAUCCACUGAGGGAGAUAUCCAAAAAGUAUAUGGAGGACCUCAGCUCUGUUUGUUUCCACAGAGAACUCAACACCAAGUCCCCGUUGAAGUUCGUGCACUCGUCCUUUCACGGAGUAGGGCAUGACUACGUCCAGCAGGCUUUCCGGGCAUUUGGGUUCCCCCCUCCUAUCCCUGUGCCAGAACAGAAAGAUCCUGAUCCAAACUUCUCCACUGUUAGCUGUCCAAAUCCAGAGGAAGGAGAGUCUGUUUUGGAGCUCUCCCUUCGCCUUGCUGAGAGAGAGAAUGCCACGAUUGUCAUGGCAACUGAUCCAGAUGCAGAUCGGUUGGCUGUUGCAGAGCAAUCUGACAGGUGCCGAUGGAAAGUUUUCACCGGUAAUGAACUUGCAGCUCUGCUGGGCUGGUGGAUGCUGUUCAAUUGGAAGGAGACUCACCCAGACCCGGCUGAUAGGGAGAGGAUGUACAUGCUGGCCACCACCGUCUCCUCCAAGAUCCUCAAGGCCUUUGCACGGAUAGAGGGCUUCCAUUUUGAAGAAACAUUGCCUGGUUUCAAAUGGAUCGGAAAGAAAAUACACGAGUUGGCAAAAACGGGGAAUGAAGUGAUCUUCGCCUUUGAGGAGUCUAUAGGAUUCCUGUGCGGCAGCAUGGUCCCAGAUAAGGAUGGAGUGAGUGCAGCUGUGGUUGUGGCUGAGAUGGCCUCUUAUCUUUACAACAAGAACCUGACCCUUCAUCAGCAGCUAGAGAACAUCUUUGAAACUUACGGUUAUCACAUUUCCACAACGUCAUAUGUCAUCUGCCACGACCCCCCUACUGUCAAGAGAAUAUUCACACGUCUUCGGAACUUUGAGGGCGAGAACACUUACCCCAGAUCCUCGGGUGGACACAGCAUUGUGGACGUGAGAGAUGUGACUACGGGAUAUGAUAGUAGUCAACCUGACAAACUUUGCGUGCUACCUAUGACAAAGAGCAGCCAAAUGAUCACCUUCACUCUGCAGAAUGGGAUCGUGGCCACACUAAGGACCAGUGGCACAGAGCCAAAGAUUAAGUUCUACACAGAAUUCUGUGCACCACCCGGAAAAAGUGACAUCUCAAGUCUUGAGGAGGAACUUAAGAAAGUAACAGAUACUCUCGUCGAGGAGUUUCUGGAGCCUGUUAAGAACAACUUGAUUCGCCGAUCAAUCUAGUUGGGCUUUUCAUCUCUAUACAGAUGCAUCGGUCGUAUUGUUGUACUAUCCUGCUUAUGUUCUAUUAAUGUUUUUCCUAACUGUGAAACCAAAAUGUACUUCAGACUAUUGCUUGUCUGGGUUUUUUCAUUUGGUGUGCCAAGGUGGGUUACGUGGAUUAAUAUGCAGGAGUAGAAUUUGUAAACCAGAAUCUGCAUAUCUGGUUUUGUCAUAUGAGGAUUUUCCAUUUAUCUAAAAUAAGUAGCCUAAGGUAUACACCAGGACAGUCUGUGCCGUUCCAUGAGACAAAAUCGCAAUGAGGUGAGAUGCCAUGCAGCCCCCAGACAAGGUUUACUCGUGAAAAUGCCUCUUCUCCAUUGUAGUACCCAUACCACUAGUCAUUUUGUUCCUAGUGGGCUGUGCUAAUAGGCACACCUAAUAGAUGUGUAUGUGGUAUAUGAACAGUACCUCUCACUUGUCGCAUGCUGCUUCUAAUCUAUGUACAGUUGAUAAACUGUACCCAAAGGCUAAGUAUUGUAAGGUAUGACAUUGCACAUGUACGUAAUGCAAAUGCCACUCCUGCCUCCCCAUCUGUUACAUUUCAUCAGUGAGCGUUACAGCUUCAAUCAUUUCAUAGUCUUAACACCUGUACUCUGUAAGUACCCAUAUCAAAAUGGUAAUCCAGAAAGGAAGAAAUACACUACGUGGCCAAAAGUAUGUGGACACCCCUUAAAAUUUGUGGAUUCGGCUAUUUCUGCCACACCCGUUGCUGACAGGUGUAUAAAAUGGAGCACACAGCCAUGCAAUCUCCAUAGACAAAUAUUGGCAGUAGAAUGGCCCAUACUGAAGAGCGUCGGCUAGAGUGGUGUUAAGCUCGCCGCCAUUGGACUCUGGAGCAGUGGAAACGCAUUCUCUGGAGUCAUGAAUCACACUUCACCAUCUGGCAGUGUGACGAACAGAUCUGGGUUUGGCGGCUACCAGCAGAAAGCUCCCUGCCUAAGUUUGGUGGUGGAGGAAUAAUGGUUGGGGGGCUGUUUUUCAUGCUUCGGGCUAGGCCCCUUAGUUCCAGUGCAUUAUUAGCCCUAUGUUCACCUGAAUGCCAAAGUCUGUUUCUAUUUGUUGCUUUCUAGCUAAACAAGUCACCUGUUAUGCACAUUUUGUCAUUUCAAUUUUGACAUUUUAUUUUUUUCCUCAUUUAGGAGACUUUGUAGUCACAGCAAUAUGUUUUAACUACUGUGUUAUUUUUUUGAAAGGGGAAUUCACAUAUAACAAAUUUACGUAUUAGAGCAACAAUUGUAAUUUGUAACCCUUAAAUUUUAAAAAUGUAGUGCCGUGGAAUUCCAAAGUCUUUACUGCAACUGUCAUUUUGAAAAUGACCAUGUUAGUCAUUUUUUUGUUUCAGGUAAAAAAAUUAUAUGAAAUGUUUUACUGUGUCUGUAAAAUGUUGUGCAGAUGAGUAGUUGACUACCUUGAAUUUCAAAAUAUUAGCUUGUAUGUAUUGUCAACCUAAAAAGGAUGAAAGUUGUAUUACUUAAAGGAAAACUCCACCCCAAAACUAUAAUUGUAUUUGUUUAAUUUGUCCAUUGUUGAUAUGUUGCAUGUCAUCAAUUAAAUUGGACUAAUGAAACAAACACCAAAAUAACUCAAAUAAAAUCUAAUUUUAUUUGUCACAUGCACCGAAUUCUUAAAUGUUCCUUUAAGCAAAUGUUUGUAAAACAAUUGUUGUGCAAUAUUUAUUUCAUUUUUUUCUUUUUAUUAUGUAACUGUUUUACUCUGUUCUCCAGACCCACCUAAACUUAAAUUAUUUAAUUUGAGUACAUUAUAUAUAUUUUUAUGCAACACAUUUAGCCAAUGCCUGUAAUAUCAAUGAUUCAAUACCAUAACCUGUACGAAUUAAUAUUGUACAUAUUUAAGAUAUCGGAUAGCAAUCCCAAAGUAAAGACAUUCUAUUGAAUUGUCAGAAUAUGAAUAUAGAGCAUAUAUUUUCAAUUGUAUCUAGGAGGAUAAGAAAAAUGCUUAAUGUUUGGUGAGAUGAAAUGUUAGUUCAAUGUUCAAGACUUCUGUUAAGUUUUUUGUUUCUGAAAUUAUAUCAGGAUUCCAAUCCAAAUGUGUACAUUGACACAUCUCCUUGUUACAUGCGUAUGCUUGUUAUUCCACCAAUAAACUCUGGUUUGCCUAAAAA